AUGAAUGCCAUUUCCUAUCUAUCUAAUCUUUCAUCCACUCCUUCUAAUCCGAUUUCUUCCUCCUCUUCUUCUUCUUCUUCUUCUUCUCACGGUGUUCUAGUGGAAAGUGAAGAAGAACAAGAAGAUAAUGAUGAAGUUAAUCAAUUUCAAAAUGAAAACGACGAAGGUGAGUCAAUUUUUCUAAAACCAUUCCAUUUGAUUUGGUUUGUAAUUACAUCACCUCUGAUUCUUAUAGAAUAUGGACUCAAAUCCAAGCAAAAAGUGGAAUCAACCAGUAGAAAGGGUGAAAUUAUAAGAAAGAAAGAGGUUGACGAUGAUUUGGCAGAAGAUGAAAUGUUCCUACAAAGGGAUACUGUUAAAGGUGGAUUAAGAGGUAAGGCAUUUGGUACUAAAAAGAUGGGGAGGUUUCUUUUCCCUAAGAAAUUGGUACCACAAUCGAUACUGUUCGCAGAAAGAAAGAAACGAUUAGUAGUCGAUUUAGAUGAAACUUUGAUUCAUAGUGCAACCAGAAGUGUCUCUCAUAGUAAUUCUGCACAGGGGCAUAUGGUUGAAGUAAGAUUUCCUCCAAGUUCGAUAUCUACGCUUUAUUAUGUGCACAAGAGACCACACUGUGAUUUGUUCCUUUCCAAAGUCAGUAAAUGGUAUGAUUUAAUAAUCUUUACUGCGUCGAUGAAAGAAUAUGCAGAUCCCGUUAUUGAUUGGUUAGAAAGUUCCUUCACGGGAAAAUUUUGCAAAAGACUCUAUAGACAUAAUUGUGUGGUUCGGGAAGGAGUUGGGUACAUUAAAGAUUUAAGCGUUGUUACAGAAGUUCUCGAUGAAGUUGUAUUAAUUGAUAAUAGUCCGACAUCUUAUGCAAGAAACGAGGACAAUGCAAUUCAAGUAGAAGGUUGGAUUAGUGAUCCAUCUGAUACUGAUCUUUUAAAUCUAUUGCCGUUGUUAGAGGCAUUGAGAUACGUUACAGAUGUGAGAUCAAUAUUGGGAUUGAAAAACGGUGAAAAGGCAUUGGGUUAA
Molecule: messenger RNA, 1011 nt
Organism: Zygosaccharomyces rouxii
Lineage: Eukaryota; Fungi; Ascomycota; Saccharomycetes; Saccharomycetales; Saccharomycetaceae
Gene: NEM1
Product: Nem1-Spo7 phosphatase catalytic subunit NEM1
Exons: 1
Coding region: 1-1011 (336 amino acids)
Molecular function (GO): protein serine/threonine phosphatase activity
Source: RefSeq, a predicted model, not a curated record